Symbiodinium necroappetens is the source of this 1134-nucleotide messenger RNA. The record is from the annotation of a GenBank genome assembly. NCBI's taxonomy places the organism in Eukaryota, Dinophyceae, Suessiales, Symbiodiniaceae.
AUGCCCGCUGGACAGGCUGGGUGCUUCUACGACCAGUUGGGCCUGCACACAGCUGUCAAUGCGACCACCAGAGGGGCACCGGAGCGAGAAGCAGACCUUCCUGGUCCAAAGCGCCAUUGCGCAGCAUCGCCAUGUGGUGAACAAAGCAAUGCCUCACCGGAAGCUACAUCGACUCAAGCCCACGCGAAGAAUCCAGCCGGCGACGUGUGGAAGCCCAUCGGCUCUGGAAUUCCGCUCCACAAGCUCGGUGCCUUUCCAAUCGCAGAGGGCGAGUUGCAGAUCUUUGUCAGGGUGGUCCCCGCCCCGCCACCCUUUUCGCACACCGGUGGCUUUCAGGACGCGAAGAAGGACUUGAAGGAGUUGGCUGUCGACGAAGACAAGACCUUCGGGGAGGGCCCCUCUUCCUGCGGCAGACCGAAGCGAGGCCGCAGCAGCCAGGACCUGUCCGCACAGAAGCCCCGAAGGUUAGAGUUCAGUGCCAAGAAGUCCGGUGCCAGUCGCGGUGCAACCGACAGUCCGGGCCAGAAGUCCAGCGACGAAGGCUCCUCCGACGACGGAGGUUCGGACGCAGAGGAUCUUGACAUCUUCCACGGCAAGUAUGCCACGGGGCGAGGAUCUGCUCAGAAGGCGAGCAAGGAGCCUGGUGCGAGUGCUGCAGGAGAAGAACGGGCGAAUGAAGAGUUCCCUCCCUCGGACAUCGAGCCCGAGGUGCCGGAUGAGGAAGCGCCGGGCAGUGGGGCUGAGGAGCCAGACGAGGAAAUGGAGCCCUUCUCGGCUGUGCCUCUUUCCGUUCGCAAGCAGAUCAAGACUUUGGAGCCCAAGCUCUUGGAUGCUUUGCCUGCCAGCCUCCAGAAGCACUCCCGGUUGCAUUACUCGGUGCUGGACGAUUUGGUUCAUCUUAUCGCGAUCUUGAUCGCAGAAGACAUCCGCACGUUCCCAGACGCCGCGGAUAGCAUUGGCUGCAUCGAAGGGAAAGCGAGCACUUCGCAACUGGCCCAAGGCUUUGCAGGAGCCGGUUGGGUGUUACUGUCAAGGGUCCCCGGCCAGACAAAACACAUUCCUCCCUGCAGGAUUUGGCAUUGCAAAGCAGCAAAAACCCCGAGCUUCCUGCUGACAGCAAGUGAAAGCUCUUGA